Messenger RNA from Ictalurus punctatus (channel catfish), 2327 nucleotides. RefSeq names its product claudin 5a (gene cldn5a). Gene Ontology annotation, cellular component: bicellular tight junction; plasma membrane. The transcript has a single exon. Gene Ontology annotation, biological process: cell adhesion; bicellular tight junction assembly. The record is from RefSeq and is a predicted model, not a curated record. Gene Ontology annotation, molecular function: structural molecule activity. Bases 386 to 1039 code for a protein of 217 amino acids. NCBI's taxonomy places the organism in Eukaryota, Metazoa, Chordata, Actinopteri, Siluriformes, Ictaluridae.
CUAUUAGAGAGUUUUUCAAACCAGUAUGUGCCAUUCACCCCUUCCUCCCAUCUGGUUGUCUUACUACCCAGCUUCCUCUGUUUCCUAUUGGUCAGGAGCAGAUGCGGCGCUGUGCUAUUGGACAAAAGUUGAGCUUUUCUCCUUGAAUACGCUUGCAGGCUCAGUCACCCCGUUCUUCUGGUGUAGCGUGUGUCCGCAGCUGUUCUCCUGCGCGCAAAGACCGUUAUUCAGAGCGCAUUACGUAACGCAAUGGUGUUUACCUGAAGAGAAGCAUUUGCGUUUUUGAAACCAACAACUGGAAAGUGGAGCAGCUGUUUCGCGCUUUAAGAAGCGGACUGUUCGUCGGACCCGAAGGGUAAUAAUAAGGACGAUAUUCUAAGGAAAUAUGGCCUCGGCGGGUCUGGAGCUGAUUGGCCUGACGCUAGCUGUGCUCGGCUCGCUGUUAGAGAUGACGGCGUGCGGUCUGCCCACGUGGAAGGUGGCGGCGCACAUUGAAGGAAACAUCGUGGUGUCGCAGACCAUGUGGGACGGCCUGUGGAUGUCUUGUGCUGUGCAGAGCACGGGACAGAUGCAGUGUAAGGUGCACGACUCGAUGCUGGCGCUCAGCGGCGCCAAGCAGGUGGCGCGCGCGCUCACUGUGUUCUCGUCCGUGCUGUGCGUGCUGGCGCUGCUGGCCGUGAUCGCCGGAGCGCAGUGCACCAACUGCAUCCGUGCCGAGCUCGUAAAGGUGAGACUGGUGAACGUCGGAGGAGCGCUGUACAUCGUCAGCGCCCUGCUUUUACUCGUGCCCGUCUGCUGGAUGGCCAACCAGAUCAUCACCGACUUUUACAGCCCGCUCGUGCCUACGUCCCAAAAGAGCGAGAUGGGCGCCGCGCUCUACAUCGGCUGGGCGGCCGCGGGCCUCCUGCUGCUGGGCGGCUCGGUGCUCUGUUGCUCGUGUCCGCCAUCAUCAGCGGCCAGUACGGGUUACUCAGUCAACUACGCGCCCACGAAAAGAGCCACGACCAACGGAGACUACGACAAGCGGAACUACGUGUAAAUGUACAACUGGAGCCACGCGUAAAUUCAUGUCUACUGCGGCCUGUAUACCCCGCUAACUGUGCGCCAUGUGAUCUGCGCCUAACACUUAGUACACUAUUAAGAAAAAAAAUUCCACCCAGCACCCUUAAAGUUUUUUUUUUUUUUUUUUUUUUUUUUUUCGGUUUUAAAGCUUCUGUGUUGAACCCUGCAACAGAGGAUUUCACUCCCAAAGUUCCACGUAGACUUUGUUUAGAAAGCUCGAACCCUUCACCGUCCAAAGAAGCCUUGGAGAGCUCUUUAAUAAUAAAAAAUAAUAAUAAUAAUAACAGUCUGUCAAAAUAUAGCGGCAUGUAGCUAUUUCGGCACAGUAGACUAUUGACAUUGAUGAAAAUGUGGCAGAAGAAGAGAGAGGUAGCCAAGCAUUGUCCCUAAAACUCAGGCCUAAAUGUGAUUCUUUAUUGAGUUUAUUUACCACUGUACUAAAGAGCAAAGGGUGGCGUGUCGGACGAAUCGUGGGUGUUUUCUUAUAGCCUGUGUGUUUUCGCACCUGUAGAUUUUUCUGUCUAAACCUAAAUGUAAAUGACCCGUUUUCCCCACUGGUCAUGGACUCUUACUGUCUCAUGUUGACUUUUUUUGGACUUUCGAGACUCCCUGUUUUAAACAUAUAGGCUAUGCAUUUCCAAUGGCUAAAAAGGACAGAAGCGCCUUGAUUUCAGCCCAAAAUCGCAUUUUUAAAUAAUAGUUUCACUGUUUUGACCACAAUUCUUUGCCAAAUCCUUGAAUCAUCAUGAUCCUUGAUGAUGAUCAUGAUGAUGAUUAUUAUUAUAAUAAAAUUUUAAUUAACAAUAAAUAAUAAUAACAAUAAUAAUAAUAAUGUUGAUUGUUUUCAUGGGUUGGCUGAAGGUGAUCUAUUCGGGAGUCCUUACUCUACUUGGGAAGUUUGAUUUCAGAUACUUUUCCUUACAUGGACUAUCAGACAAAGCUGCCUAAUUGAGAAAAUGAUGUGGAUUUUUACAAUAGCUGUCUAGUUAAAGGAGUAGGUGCUCUAAAGUACAGACCAGACCCGUGUGCCCAGCACUAUGAAAAUAAUCGCUGGACAUAUUUAGUUUGUGCCUUGUAAUGAUGGAGUGUCUUAUUUUAUUUGUAUCUUUAACUAAUCAGACCACCAAUACCAAAAUUUGUCAUCAAUAGUCUUUUUCUGCUUCAUUACUUUUUUUUUUUUUUUUAAACUUUCAUUGUUUUUAACUUUCAUUGUAUCAAAGUUUUGAAUUGUAAUAUUUUUAAUAAACAGUUAUUGUCAUAAUGGA